This is a messenger RNA of Synchytrium microbalum, 2325 nucleotides long. RefSeq lists its product as uncharacterized. Gene Ontology annotation, molecular function: RNA binding. The coding region runs from base 1 to 2325 and encodes 774 amino acids. Gene Ontology annotation, cellular component: U2 snRNP; U2-type prespliceosome; catalytic step 2 spliceosome. The transcript is spliced from 9 exons. Gene Ontology annotation, biological process: mRNA cis splicing, via spliceosome; regulation of alternative mRNA splicing, via spliceosome. NCBI's taxonomy places the organism in Eukaryota, Fungi, Chytridiomycota, Chytridiomycetes, Synchytriales, Synchytriaceae. The record is from RefSeq and is a predicted model, not a curated record.
AUGGAGGUCGAAGAGAAUGGACAUGAUGCACAGAUGCUGGAUGAUGCAGGCAAUGGAAACAACAUCUUGCUUGCUGUAGGAGUCAUCUAUCCUCCUCCUGAAAUAAGAGGCAAGCCUCGAAUUGCCGACAAGGCUGCCGAAUACUUUGCAAAGAAUGGUCCUAGCUUUGAAGAACGUAUUCGUGAGAAUGAAAAGCAUAAUCCCAAAUUCUCUUUCUUGAAUCCUAAUGAUCCAUAUCGUGCGUACUAUGAGCACAAGAUUCGUGAAUUCCAAACAAAAAAAGAUCUGCCAGAAGGAAAAGACGAUGAAAAGGGUGGUGAAGCUCGUAAACCUAUAGUACCUGUAGAAGUCAAACCCCCUCCUCCUGAACCUCCCAAGUUUGAAUUCAUGGCUGAUCCACCACCAAUAUCCACUCAGGAUUUGGACAUUGUAAAACUAACAGCACAAUUCGUCGCUCGUAACGGUCGUCAAUUCAUGGCUUCACUAGCAUCACGAGAACAACGAAACUACCAAUUCGAUUUCCUAAGACCAAAUCAUUCCGUCUUCCCUUAUUUCAUAAAACUUGUUGAUCAAUAUGCCAAGGUACUGCUACCUUCCAAAGAAACCUUGUCGGGUCUGGAGCAGAAUUUUGAUAAUAAGCCGGUUGUGCUAAAGAGGAUUAUUCAGAGGGUUGAAUUCAAUUCUUGGAUGGAUGAACAGAAGAAGAAGGCUGAACAGGAAGCUGAUCAAGAGAGAAUCGCAUUCGCCAUGAUUGAUUGGCACGAUUUCGUCGUGGUCGAUACCAUAGAAUUUGUUGAAUCAGACGAAAUGCUGGAUCUGCCUCCUCCAAUGACAUUGACUGAGCUGGAAAACAUGACAUUGGCACAACGCAAGACCAACUUGGUAUUGAAUCAAGAUACAUUCCAAGACGGCGGCGACAUGGAGAUGGAUGUCGACGAGGAACCUGCCCAUAAAGUAUCGUUACCACCUCGACCUGGUCCAGUCAGCUUCCCACCACCAAACAUGGCACCACCUUCUAGUGCACCUCCUCCCCCAUUGCCUGGUAUGCCAGUAGCACCUCCUUCUAUCAGAGCGGAAGGAUCUCUCAAAGUUGUGUCUGGCUAUGUUCCAAAAGCUGCAUCGAGACCUGGUGCAUCAUCAGAACCAACACAAACAUGUCCUCGUUGUGGUCAAGCAAUCCCCAUUUCAGAAAUGGAUGAACACGUCCGUAUCGAACUGUUAGAUCCUAAAUGGCGAGAGCAAAGACAACGUGCUCAAGCUAAACAGGGAGAUAGUAACCUGAAUAUGGGUGUAGAUGUAGCCAAGAACUUGUCUCGAUUGUCAGAUUAUCGAACUGAUAUCUUUGGAUCAGAAGAAACCAGUGUUGGGCGUAGAAUUGCUGAGGAGAGGGAAAAGGCUGCUGGAAAGGAACGGAUUGUGUGGGAUGGUCAUUCUGGAUCUAUACCUUCGGCAACUAUGGCUGUUGUAGCAGGACAGUCGGUUGAUGAGCAGAUUGCAGCUAGACAGAGAUAUCAACAACAGCUCAUGGAUGAGGCCAACAAGAUUGGUCCUCAAAUGGGCCCGGGACCUACUACAACAGCACCACCACCAUCAUUUACUCCUACAGGUCCACCGUCAUUUCAGCCACCACCAGCCAUGCCUCAACAACUACCACCUGCAUAUAAUCAACCACCACCACAGCAAUCAUUCGGUCAACCACCACCAUCCUUCAAUCCCCCUCCCUUUAUUCCAGGUAUGCCACCAAUGCCGAUGGGCGUGCCUCCAAUGCCACGUCCCGUAGGACUUCCGCCACUACCAAUACCGGGAACGAUGGCUUCAAUGCCUCCUCCUCCAUCGCUACCAGGUAUUCCUCCAUUACCAAGACCUGUAGCACCAAUAGCAUCAUUACCGCCACCUCCAUUACCACCGAUAUUAGCACGUCCCAUUCCACCAAUGCCCCCCGUUAAACCUAUAACAAAGGUGCCUGAAGAUAGAACAGAUAGCGAUGCUAAACGACAGAAGAUGGAUGAACCAGCUACUCCUACAGUUCCUGGUGGUGCUCUUCCUGGUUACUUACCUGAAGCCGAAUGGAUUCAGCAGCAUCCAGAUGCAUUCGAAAUCACGAUUCAACCACAAGAAGGCCCAUCAUUCACCAUUCCAGAUUUGAAAUCUGACAUGCUCACAAGUGCACUAAUGGAGAAAAUCAAAGGAAUCACAGCAAUUGCACCAUCCAAGCAAAAGUUGGUUGUGCGGGGUAAAGAUGUCCUGCUUGGUAGAAACAAGUUGGCAUUUUAUAAUUUGAAGGGUGGAGAUGUGAUUGCUAUGUCUACUCGUGUUAAAAAGUAG